This is a messenger RNA of Charadrius vociferus (killdeer), 2505 nucleotides long. Its product is annotated as laminin subunit beta-2-like. Gene Ontology annotation, biological process: axon guidance. Gene Ontology annotation, cellular component: basement membrane. The record is from RefSeq and is a predicted model, not a curated record. The transcript has 18 exons. NCBI's taxonomy places the organism in Eukaryota, Metazoa, Chordata, Aves, Charadriiformes, Charadriidae. The coding region runs from base 1 to 2505 and encodes 834 amino acids. Gene Ontology annotation, molecular function: extracellular matrix structural constituent.
AUGAGCGCCGGGGACCUGCGGGUGAGCGUGGAGCAUGUCAGCAUCCAGCUGGAUCUGGAAGCCGAGUUCCACUUCACCCACCUCAUCAUGACUUUCAAGACCUUCCGCCCUGCGGCCAUGCUUGUGGAGCGCUCGGCUGACUUCGGGCGCAGCUGGAAGGUCUACCGCUACUUCGCCUACGACUGCGCCACUGCCUUCCCCCACAUUCCCCGGGGGCCCCCGCGCCGCAUCGACGACGUCAUUUGUGAGUCCCGCUACUCCGACAUCGAGCCCUCCACCGAGGGGGAGGUGAUCUACCGGGUGCUGGACCCUUCCAUUCCAAUCCGGGACCCCUACAGCCCCUCCAUCCAGAGGUGCCAGUGUGACCCCCGCGGCACAGUGCCUGAGGGCAGCCGGUGUGACCCCAUCAGCGGCGAGUGCUUCUGCACACGGCUGGGGUCCGGGCGCAACUGCACCCCCAGUGAGUGCUUCUGCAAACGGCUGGUGACCGGGCGCAACUGCAACCAAUGCCUGCCUGAGCACUGGGGGCUGAGCCACGACCUCCCAGGCUGCCGACCCUGCGACUGCGAUGUUGGAGGUGCUCGUGACAACUCGUGCAUCGUGGAGACGGGGCAGUGCCAGUGCCGCAGCCAUGUAGUGGGACGGCAGUGUGGCCAGGUGGAGCCCGGUUUCUACCGCAUCAACCUGGACCAUUACACCUACGAAGCUGAGGAUGCUCGGCUGCAUCAGGGCUCAGUGGUGGAGCGUGAGCUCCCUACGGACCACCCGGCUUCAUGGACAGGGACAGGCUUUGCCCGCAUGCUGGAAGGUGGCUGGGUGGAGUUUCACGUGAACAAUGUGCCUUUCUCCACCGAGUAUGACGUGAUCAUCCGCUAUGAGCCCCAGCACCCGGAGCCCUGGCAGGAGGUGAGGGUGAGGGUGGUGGUCCCCAGCCCCGUGUCUGCCAGCAGCCCUUGCGGAAACACCAUCCCAGCUGAUGACCAGCUCUCCACCAGCCUCCCCUCCGGUGCCAGGUACGUGGUGCUGCCCCAGCCCGUCUGCCUGGAGCGGGGCGUCUCCUACACCAUCCGCCUGGAGCUGGGCUGUGCCACCACUCGGCAGGAUCCCACUGCCAGCGUUCUCAUCGAUUCGCUGGUGCUCCUGCCCCAGUACUCCUCACUGGAGAUGUUCAUUGCGGGCGACCCUGGCUCCAUGGAGCGCCGGAAGACCUUCGAGCGGUAUCGCUGUGCUCAGCCCUUCCACGCCGCGGGACCCUCACCUGUGGCCGAGCCCUGCUCCAGCCUCCUGCACAGCCUCUCGGCUGGCCUACACGAAGGGGGCCUCCACCCACUGCAGCCUGGUGGGCGCUGCCUGCCCUGCCAGUGCCACGAUAACAUCGACAUGACAGACCCAGAAGCAUGUGACCGGCGUACAGGACACUGCCUGCGCUGCCUCUACAACACAGCGGGGCCCCACUGCGCCGAGUGCCAGCCUGGCUACUACGGGGAUGCCACACGGCACAGCUGCAGGCGUUGCUCCUGCAACAUGCUGGGCACUGACCCCAGCACCUGCGGCCCCCAGCAGUGCCAGUGUGAUGUGCGCAGUGGGCGGGCCCCCUGCCUGCCCCAUGUGGAGGGCCAGAGCUGCGACCGCUGCAGCCCCAACUUCUGGAACCUGGGCAGCGGGCAGGGCUGCCAGCCCUGUGCCUGCCACCCCCAGCACGCCCUGACACCCGCCUGCAACCAGGUGGCAGAGGCCAAGGGGAAGGCAGAUGAGGCCCGGCUGCGGGCGCAGGCAGCCCUGGAUAAGGCGAACCAGACCAGGGCCCGCGUGGAGAGCUCCAACAAGGAGUUGCGGGAGCUCAUCAGCCACGUCAAGGCCUUCCUGAGCCGGCCCCGUCCCCACGGUGCGGGCACCCUGGCCAUGCCUGUUGCCCAUGCCACCGGUCCCCAGAUGCAGGCCCAGACAGUGAGCACAGAGCAGCAACUGGUGGGUGCCAUGGAGCGAAUUGGGGUCCUGGAUGGACAGACAGAUGCCCUGAAAGUGAAACGUGCCAACAACAGCCUGGCAGCCACACGUGCCCAGGAGGCCGCCAGUGCUGCGAGGGACCGAGCCAGUGAGGCCAAGCAGGUGCUGGAGGGGCUGCUGCGGGACCAUUACAGGACGGCGCAGGAGCUGGUGCAGCACCGGGCGCAGGGCGUGCAGCAGGCAGGCAGCCGGGCACAGCAGCUGCGGGACGAGGCUGCAGGGCUACUGCAGGAUGCCCAGAGCAAGCUGCAGCGACUGCGAGCGCUGGAGGAGGCGUACGAGCGGAACGAGCGGGGCAAACCGCUGCAGACCCGUGAGCGCUACUGGGUUCAGGGCGAGGGAGGCUUCUCUGCUUUCACCGCCUCCACCGACCUCAAGCAGGACCGUUUUCAGCUGGUUGUUCCAGCUCUCCUCUAUCGAAGCCAUGAACACCCGAGGGCGAAACCGGAGAGUGAAACUGAGACCAGCCCUUGGGCCAGCAGCUCCCAAACCCUGUAA